AGAUAGCCAAAGCCCCCGCGUGGCCACGUCUAGAUCGCAGUCUUUGGUUAACGUGAACGGAAGAGCAGACGUAGCGCCAUUUCUUCUCUCUCUAUCCGUGUCUUUCCGAACCCUCGCGAUCUCUUCAUUCCCACCACAUUCAAAUACUUAACUUCCUCGCGUCUCUAUAUCUCUCCACCGUCUCCAUCACUUCUACCUGAUCGACGAUCUCAAGGAUUGUGCAGAAAAUGGCAAAAAUAAAAAACUUAUACGGGAAGUCUGAAUCACGUCGUCAUCAUAAGGUUGUAGGCAACAAGUUAUCAUCUCAUUGUUUGAAAAACUGUGGAAGGAAAAAUAAAUCAAAAGCAGUGGAGAAGAAAGAGUGGGUAGAUGUUACUUGCUCAGUCUGCAUGGAGUACCCUCACCGUGCGGUCCUACUCCUCUGUUCUUCGUACGAGAAAGGGUGCCGCCCUUACAUGUGUUCCACGAGCCAUCGCUAUUCUAACUGCCUCGAACAGUACAAAAAAGCCUACUCGAAAGCAACUGCAGGGGGCAGUACUAGGGUUAAAAACACGGAAGAUUCAAAACUGCUGUGUCCUCUCUGUCGAGGUCAGGUGAAAGGGUGGACUGUGGUUGAACCUGUCCGCAAAUAUUUCAACAGAAAGAAGAGAGCCUGCACACAAGAGAAUUGCUCGUUUGUUGGGACGUACAGAAAACUGAGGAAGCAUGUCAGGCUAGAUCACCCGUGUUCACGCCCUCGGGAAGUCGACCAGUCGAGCGCUGAGAAGUGGAAGAAGUUCGAGUACGAGAGAGAUCUUGAAGAUGUGAUCAGCACUAUCAGGUCUUCCAUGCCCGGAUCAAUUGUGAUGGGCGAUUAUGUUAUAGAGGGGGGAAUUUUUGACGACGAUGAUGAAGACGACAUCGAUGAUGAUGAUGAUGAUGAUGAUGAAGAUGACUUCGACGACGACGACGAUGAUGAAGAUGGCGACGACGACGAUGAUGAAGAUAUGGAGGCGUAUAUAGAUAAUGCAGUAUUUAGGCGUAAUUUUGCAAUUUCUCAACAGUUAUUUGAGAGGACAGGGUACUUGUGGAAUGGGGGGCAUAUUAUUAAUGGUGGUGGUGGCAGUGGCAGUGGAGGCAGUGUUGGCGAUGGUUUUUUGCCUCGGUUUAAUCGAUACCGGAGUAGGUUUUUGGCUCGAAGGCCAGCCAGGCGUCUGGACGAGGUGAGGAGCACAGGCAGCAGCAGAAGGUUGGGGUAGUUGGAUACUUGAAAGAAAAAAGUGUUUGUAUAGUUUUUGAUUUGAUAUUUCUGUAUUUGAAACCCUGGCCUUUGAUUUGGUUUAGACUUGUAGUUUUUGGGUAUUUGUUUUUGUUUAUUACUCUUUGUUUCCAGAUGACAUUUUCAGGUUGAAGUACUUUCUUCUCUACUCAACAUAAAAUGGGAUUCACUUUAAAAUAUGCUCUAUUGUUGUUCUU
This is a messenger RNA of Impatiens glandulifera, 1455 nucleotides long. RefSeq lists its product as uncharacterized. NCBI's taxonomy places the organism in Eukaryota, Viridiplantae, Streptophyta, Magnoliopsida, Ericales, Balsaminaceae. The transcript has 2 exons. The record is from RefSeq and is a predicted model, not a curated record. Bases 228 to 1238 code for a protein of 336 amino acids.